Molecule: messenger RNA, 2365 nt
Organism: Drosophila teissieri
Lineage: Eukaryota; Metazoa; Arthropoda; Insecta; Diptera; Drosophilidae
Gene: sgl
Product: UDP-glucose 6-dehydrogenase
Exons: 3
Coding region: 265-1695 (476 amino acids)
Biological process (GO): glycosaminoglycan biosynthetic process
Cellular component (GO): nucleus; cytosol
Molecular function (GO): NAD binding; UDP-glucose 6-dehydrogenase activity
Source: RefSeq, a predicted model, not a curated record
GCAAACAUCCAAACUUCGUGUGGAUUUUAAGCGGUAUUGGUAGUAGUUAUUGUCGUUCCGCCGCCGCGUGAAGUCAGAUUCCUCCGACCUCCCGAUUGAACAGCACGCGACACUCGCUUGAGAAGCAAAAGCUAAAGAAAACAACAACAACAAGAAUAAGUAGUGGGAAAUUUGCAAAAGGAAAGAGGAAGAAGGAAGCAAACGGAAGGAACGGCGAACGGCGAAGCAAAACAAAUCGAGCGACGAAAAGCGGUGUGCAACGAAAUGAAGGUCUGCUGCAUUGGCGCUGGUUAUGUCGGUGGUCCGACCUGCGCGGUUAUGGCGCUCAAAUGCCCCGAUAUCGUGAUAACCCUGGUGGACAAGAGCUCCGAGCGGAUUGCCCAGUGGAAUUCGGAUAAAUUGCCCAUUUACGAGCCCGGCUUGGAUGAGGUGGUGAAGAAGUGUCGCAAUGUGAACCUGUUCUUCUCCACGGACAUCGAGACGGCCAUCAAGGAGGCGGACCUCAUCUUCAUCUCGGUGAACACGCCCACAAAAACCUGCGGCAAUGGCAAGGGCCGAGCGGCAGACCUCAAGUACGUGGAGAGUGCAGCCCGGAUGAUCGCGGAGAUCGCACAGUCCAACAAGAUUGUGGUGGAGAAGAGCACGGUGCCCGUGCGGGCGGCGGAGAGCAUCAUGCACAUACUGCGGGCGAACCAGAAGCCGGGCAUCCACUACGACAUUCUGUCCAAUCCCGAGUUCCUGGCCGAGGGCACCGCCAUCAAUGACCUGCUGAAUGCGGAUCGCGUGCUGAUCGGCGGCGAGGAGACGCCCGAGGGCCACCAAGCGGUGGAGAAGCUGUCGUGGAUCUACGAGCACUGGAUACCCAAGCAGAACAUCCUCACGACCAACACGUGGAGCAGCGAGCUGUCCAAGCUGGCGGCAAACGCAUUCCUCGCCCAGCGAAUCUCAAGCAUUAAUUCGCUGUCGGCGGUGUGCGAGGCCACCGGAGCGGAUGUCUCCGAGGUGGCGCGGGCCGUGGGUCUGGACUCUCGCAUCGGUUCCAAGUUCCUGCAAGCCUCCGUGGGAUUCGGCGGCAGCUGCUUUCAGAAGGACAUCCUCAACCUGAUCUACAUCUGCGAGAACCUCAAUCUGCCCGAGGUGGCCGCCUACUGGCAGCAGGUGAUCGACAUGAACGAGUACCAGAAGCGGCGAUUCUCGCAGAAGAUCAUCGAGAGUUUGUUCAACACGGUGUCUGAUAAAAGGAUAGCGAUCUUGGGCUUUGCCUUCAAGAAGAAUACGGGCGAUACGCGCGAAACGGCCGCAAUAACCGUAUGCCAAACUCUACUCGAGGAGGGCGCCGCACUGGAUAUCUACGAUCCUAAGGUGGAACCGGAGCAGAUCAUAGACGAUCUCACGCAUCCCAGUGUCACGGAAUCGCCGGAGAAGGUGAAGAAGGCGGUGCAGAUCCACAGUGAUCCCUACAGCGCGGUGCGAGCCACACAUGCCUUGGUCAUCUGCACGGAAUGGGAUGAGUUUGUCGAUCUGGACUUUAAGCGAAUAUACCAGUCCAUGAUGAAGCCGGCUUACAUCUUCGAUGGCCGCAAGAUCCUCGACCACGAGCGACUGCAGCAGAUCGGCUUCCACGUCCAGACCAUCGGCAAGAAGUACCAGCGCACUGGACUCCUACGCUCGUGGGGCAUUGUGCCGCAGCUUUAGGCGCGUCGAACGGCGGAUGUGGUGGCAUUCACACUUAAAGUUGGCGAAAUUUCCAGUAUUUGCGAGACUACAUUGUAAAAAUGCGUAUUUUUUUCUGUAUCUGAGUGUGUGUUAGAUUGGGUCGAUUGAGAGGAUAGCCACUAGAUAAGACCAAAAGCAAUAUUUAAUCACAUCUUGGACAAUUAGACGUUCACUUUGGCGCUGCUUAAGUUGAAGAGUAUAUCGCAAUUUAUAAUGUUUAAGUGAAAAGUAAAGUUGAAUUCUUGAAGUUUGUAUAUUAGUUUCUAAAGAAAGUAAGCUUUUAAAACAUUUCUGUAUAUAAUAAGAAAGCGUAAUACUUAUUUGAACACGAUUAAGGCAAUAUUUAACCACAAAGUUAUAAAACGUAGCGUUUUUUUUUAGAUACCCCCUCUGAACAGACAAUAUUAUAAUUUCCCCAUAUCGACCCAAGCUAACGAGUGUGUUUUUAAAUAGUUAAAGUAUUCAACUAGGCACACCCGAAAGGGAAACCCUCAAACCGUAUUUGUAUUCAUAUUCCUAUUCCCCUGUCGAUCCGCCACUCGAGGAUCGGUAGUUGCAAUAUAAGUCCCUGCAGGACAAUCCCCUCCUGCGGCAGGCCAAUAAAAAUCAGCAUUUACACGAGAGCAUGUAAAUUUUAUAAUAAAAACAA